This is a messenger RNA of Cydia strobilella, 4333 nucleotides long. Its product is annotated as putative Ras-related protein Rab-33. Gene Ontology annotation, molecular function: GTP binding; GTPase activity. The record is from RefSeq and is a predicted model, not a curated record. The coding region runs from base 123 to 797 and encodes 224 amino acids. The transcript is spliced from 5 exons. NCBI's taxonomy places the organism in Eukaryota, Metazoa, Arthropoda, Insecta, Lepidoptera, Tortricidae.
AGAACCACCAAUUUCUUUAUUUAGUCGUAGUAUACUGAUAAUGUAAAUAACGGGGUAUCAAAAUAUUGAUGUUUCCGUUUCAUGAUUCUUUUUAAAAUAAUUUUCGGAGUCUAAAUUUAUAAAUGAUCAUGUCGGAGUCUGUAAGCCAGCAAGUACCAGGGCUAAAUCUUAAUAAAGUGUUUAAAAUCAUAGUUUUAGGCGAUUCAGGCGUGGGUAAAACUUGUCUUACUUACCGUUUCUGCGAGGGUCAAUUUUUAGAUAAAUCGGAGGCCACUAUCGGUGUCGACUUCAGGGAGCGAAUUGUUCGCAUAAACAAUGAAAACAUAAGGCUUCAAUUGUGGGACACGGCGGGCCAGGAGCGCUUCCGCAAGUCCAUGGUGCAGCAUUAUUAUCGGAAUGUCCAUGCUGUUGUCAUUGUGUAUGAUGUCACUAAACCAGAAACAUUCCAUUCCAUAGCAAGCUGGAUGCUGGAAGUAGAGAGCCACGGGCUCAUGAAGUCACCCCGGGUGCUAGUAGGCAACAAGUGCGACUGCGGCACGGCCGAGUCGCGUCUAGCCACCACAUACGCGCAGCGGCUCGCCGACAAGUACGGGAUGCCGCUUUUUGAGACAUCAGCUCUUCUUGACGCUGAAUGCGGGACCGUGGAGUCAAUCUUCAUGACGCUGGCUCACAAAUUGUACUCUAAACAGCCUCUCAGGGUCAUCAGUGUUCAGGGCGAAAACGGGCCGGGAACAGUAAAGCUAGCACGCAAGAAGCCGAGAACCACUCCACCCAACGAGAGCUGCCUUUGCAGCUAAACCACAAAUCCAUCAACUGCGCCGUUAGAGACGUAUGUCUAAUUGGUUCCUUUUUAGAGUUCCGUGCCCAAAGGGUAAAAACGGGACCCUAUUACUAAGACUCCGCUGUCCGUCCGUCCGUCCGUCUGUCUGUCACCAGGCUGUAUCUCAUGAACCGUGAUAGCUAGACAGUUGAAAUUUUCACAGAUCAUGUAUUUCUGUUGCAGCUAUAACAACAAAUACUAAAAACACAAUAAAAUAAAUAUUGUAUGAGCCCCACUUACAUACAACGAACGUGAUUUUUUUGCCAUUUUUUUGCGUAAUGGUACGGAACCCUUCGUCCGUGAGUCCGACUCGCACUUGGCCGGUUUUUAAAUACCUACGACAAAACAAUUUAAACCCAAAAAAAGGGUUCUUCAAAAAGGUACAGGUAUCCUAUCGUGCGCGUUAUCGUGAACCUUUUCGGAACGUUAAACGCAAAAUAAGAGGUCUCCGAAAAGGUUCAGGGUCAAUACAGUAACGCAUAUGGACAUGUACGGACACCCCUGGAAUUAACAUGCAAAGGGUUGAAUUUAGUUGCCCACGGACUACCAAAUGAAAAUAAUUUCUUGAGCCUAUUUAUGUUGAAGAUCCUGUUGCACCGACUACUAUUGACGGAAUGAUCAUUGAUCAACAUUAGUAGAUAUGUGAAAAACGAUUUUAAAUUAGUAUUCAUCAAAAUAUCAAACCUGUAUUGAGGCAUAUUAUCUGUACAUACUAUGAGGUGCCAAAUUAAUAGAGUCAAACCAAGAAAAGUGUGCAAAAGUUUUGACAGCACAUCAAACUUCUAUGAAAUUAUGACGUAUAAAUAACACUGGCACUGCGUGUGCUGUCAAAAUCUCUGCAGACUUUUCUUGGUCUACAAAAUAUUUAAUAAAAUGAUUUGAUUUGUUCCCAAAAUUGUUCAUAGAUGGCAGCACCAGUCUCUCUCGCUAUAACGUAAUUCCGUAAGGAAUUCGUUUAGGAGGUGCAAGCGCGCACUGCUUGCCCUUAGAGCUGGUCAAGGACGCCUAGUCUUACUAAGAUGGCAUAUAGUCGAGAAAUUGGGACGAGUACCGCCGUGGCGGGGUGGCCUGGGGGUUCAUGGCGUUAGCCGCGAUAGCUAAAGACUGCAACCCUAUGAGGUACAGAACAUUACGGCCCAAAGAAUCUGGAAUUUUCUGGACUCAACGGGCAUUAGUAAUGAACUUUAAAGGGCCGUCACAAUAGAUCACUGCUUGGUCGCCGUGACACUCACAGGCCCACAACACCCCAACAAUAAUAAUAAUAGCUAAAGACACCGGUUCGAAUCCGGCCUUCACCUCUGGAGGGCUUCGUCACUUUUUCUUUAAUAUAUGUCAUCUAUUAAGCCGCUCCAGACUACGCGGCGCGAUUCGCGCACGAGUGUGGAGGGGGCUUUACAGUUUAUAAUUUAUGAACGAAUAUAAACUACCCCUAACUAUUUAUGACAAGAAUUGCCAGUAGGUUUAGUGAUGUCUAUGAAAUGCUCUCUUGGUGGAUGGUGGACCGUUAGAAGAAGCAUGCAGGGUCCCAAUAGUACUAAAUAUUUUUAAGGGGUCUGCUAGUGUAAACUCCCUUGCGUUGGCCACGUAAAGUCGCCAUCAGAUGUAUCGGAGCGGCCAAGGUAGUCAAAAACAUCUGAACACACACUCUAACGCCUUGACAAUAGAGUAGUGUUUAGAUAUUUGUGAGCACCUUGGCCGCUCCGAUAUAUUUGAUGGUGACUGUACAGCGAGCUGCAAAUGUUUCCAGUUGACUUACUUUAUAAAUGGAAUUCAUAUAUAAAGUGGGUGUGCACUUCUGCAGCUAUGUUUACAUAGCAAAAAGCUUAUAUGGAUGUAAACCCAGCUAGAAAUGUAUUAACCAUAACAAGAUGCUAGAAAUGUAUUAACUUGCUUAAAUUGUGUUUGAAAUAUGUUAAAUCUUGCAGCAAUAAACCAACCAUGCAAUAAGGCUUAUUGCGUGGCGUCUUCGUUGGCGCUUUUCUUAUGAUUACAUGUCAUAGUACAUCUACUAACCUCCUAAGUCCCAGCUUUUUUUAAACGUCAUAGUCCUGACUAUUUACAACUCUAUGGACUGUCAGAAUACUCCGCGCGAGCAUUCAAAUUUGAAAGCGGGGGGCAUCUAACUAAACAUUUUGUACCAAAAUAUGUACUAUCCGUGUUUAUUACUAUAGUAAUUUACUUAAUGCUGGGAUUGAAGGGUUUAUUAUGUACAAAAUUUGGUACCGCAGGACUUAGGAGGUUAUAGCAGUUAUUGAAUAACUGUUUUAGUAGAUACUCUGACAUGUAAUCAUAAGAUGUGCCCAUCAACAUAUCUGAACAAAAGUGAACUGCCAAAGAUUUUUAAAUAAACGAGUGAACAUGUGAGUGGUCCGAUGAAGUCCGAUCUUGUGCUAGAUAUUAAAUAAUUAUGUGUUAGCGCCAUCUAGUGACAAAACGGCAAUUAAAAAUCAAUGCCAGAAAAUGACAAUUCAUAUACAGUCGCCACAAAGAUAGAUAUAACUCCGUAAUAGAUGGAUACAGUCUAAGGAAAAAACGUGCCUCGAAAAUCAAGAAAAUUUGAUUCUCGUUCAGAGGGCGCUACUAGUUUUGGCCAACUGUCGUAUAGAUGGCGUUGACGGUUUCGUUUGUUAUUUAUCAAUUUUAACGCAUAUCAGUGACAGAACAUGGGUCAAAAUUAUAAAAAUAAUUAAUGCAAAUAAAAAAAAUCAUUUAUCCAUAUUUAAAUACAUUUUAUCGUAUUUUUAUAAAUCUUUAUUUUUAGUUUUAAAGUGUGUCGACAGAUGGCAGUGAAUUUACUGGGGUUACAAAAUUUACUAUGACAGUACCGCUCUAGUAUAAGUUACUCUAUGAGUCGCCAUCAGAGGCAUCAGAUAUAUCGGAGCGGCCGAGGUGUUCACAAUAUCUGAACACGCACUCUAACGCCUUGACAAUAGAGACGUGUUCAGAUAUUUGUGAGCACCUUGACUGCUCCGAUAUAUCUGACGGCGACUGUACCAUAGCAAAGAGAAUUUUAAAUAGAGGCGUAUUGACAAAGUAAAUUUUGUAGUCACAGUCAAUUUACUGCCAUCUUUCGACAGAUGGUUAAAAGUUUUAGAACGCCAUUUGACUUUGAUCCUUAUUCUCACUGAUGUGUUAAAUAUCAGAAAGGACAGAAAGUAUCAUGUGUCGAAAGAUCAAAGAUGGCUUGACAAUCCAUUUCUUUACUAUAUUCUCUUUGCCCAUAGGUAUACAAAUUCGUCUUAUUAAAAAAGACAUAAUUGGCAUAAAUAUAGUUAACAUACUACAGAAUAGCUUUAUAGUCCUAUUUCAUUUAAUCAUACAAUAAUAAAAUCUAAAUAUGCAUUUUAUUUGUAAAAAAAACUUGAUAUAAAGUUGAAUGUAUAGGGUUAAUAAAAUUAAAAUCAAAUUGGCAUAAGUCAAUUCUAUUACUUAUUUUAUAAUUGUAUUGUAGAAAUAAACCAAAUGUUAUUUAUUUUCAGAUUUAAAUGUAAGAAAUAAAAUUAUAACAAAAGU